Molecule: messenger RNA, 633 nt
Organism: Aspergillus calidoustus
Lineage: Eukaryota; Fungi; Ascomycota; Eurotiomycetes; Eurotiales; Aspergillaceae
Source: the annotation of a GenBank genome assembly
AUGUCGAGACGCGGGGCAAGGCUACCUCUGACUUUGACUUCCACCGCAGUAUCCUAUUACCUCAAUGCACCAUUUCUAUCGGUUUACGGCUCUAGUUCUUAUUUACAUCUUCCACUGCCUCUCAUAAUGGCAGACAGCGCAGUUGCCGCGAUCCAGCUUGUCGAUUUCACCACUCGGGUCGCUCGUCGCGUGAAGAACUCCGUGAGCAACACCGGCGAAGUACCAGAGCAUCUCCGCGAAAUCCCCCUUCACUUACCGUUAUUAAUAGCGACGUUACAACAAACCAGGCUCGAUAUUGAAAGCGAACUGUACAGCGAACAAACCUCCACUGCCCUGAAAAAACUGAUUGAUGAAUCCACGGCCGACAUUUGCAAGCUUGAAGAUGUUCUCGCCCAAACAACAAACGAUGCAAAUUCAAAACGUAAUCGAGUUCGACGCGCGAUAUCAGGAAUUAAACAUGAUAGAGAGGUCCGGAAUAUUACAUCGAGACUUCUGCGAACGAUAGACGGCUUGGUACUGCUUCGGACGGCGGCGUCGACCAAAACCCCGAAGGGUGUUCGGAUGGGGCGGCACGAAGAUUCCGGAGUCGGCUUCGACGAUAAAGCGACCGAAGCGAAGAGUACUGACGGGUAA